Messenger RNA from Penicillium canescens, 1275 nucleotides. RefSeq names its product queuosine 5'-phosphate N-glycosylase/hydrolase. The record is from RefSeq and is a predicted model, not a curated record. The coding region runs from base 1 to 1275 and encodes 424 amino acids. Lineage: Eukaryota; Fungi; Ascomycota; Eurotiomycetes; Eurotiales; Aspergillaceae. The transcript has 4 exons.
AUGCCUUCAAGAGAUCCGAUCCCAGCUCAAAAAAACGAGCAGGUGGAAGUGAACUCCGAUGAUGAAGCAGACCCCGAGCUGGUAGAGCUCCUCCGCCAGCAUCUCGGACUAGGCAGCGGGCAAGCCAAGAAUGCACCACCAGAGACUAGGGUGUUGGAGGGUGCGCAGUAUGUCUUUGACAAUGCCAUUGAUGUGGCAGUGAGCCGCGAAUUUACCAAGGAAGCUGCCGAAAGGAUAUGGCGUUUGAUGCAGAAGAAAGAGUACUCCACACAGACUUGGUCAGAGCAUGAAUUACACCCGCAGAUUAAGGAUGAGAGUACUGUUGAGUUCAUCUUUACAAUGGACCUGUUGAAUUUUAGUUUCUGGUCUGAUGAGGAAGAGGAGCCUAAGCGUUUCUGCGUUGAGUAUCGUGGCAAGGUCUGGACGGGAUACUGGAGUCUCGUUGCUAUUUUGCAGAGAGCUUUGGAUGAAGGUAUCCCAAUUACAACCCCUGACUUCUGGGUGGAUGAAGGGAAAUGUACCGAGGAACUGCUUCGACAUGUUUUCCGGUCAGCAACAGAUGAAGAGAUUCCUAUGUUCAAGGAACGUGUGCAGUGCCUGCGCGAAGCAGGUGAAGUUCUUUGUGAUGAAUUCGGAGGCAGCUUCGCAAACUGCGUCGACAGCGCCAACUUCUCGGCCGCAGGACUAGUAAAUCUCCUAACAGAAAACUUCUCCUGUUUCCGCGACGAGGCAAUCUUCCACGGAAAGAGAGUACGUCUCUACAAGCGUGCGCAGAUCUUAGUUGCCGAUCUCUGGGCCUGCUUCAACGGCAAAGAUUUCGGUGAAUUCCACGAUAUCGAUAAGAUCACCAUGUUCGCAGACUACCGCAUCCCCCAGAUGCUCCACCAACUAAACUGCAUUCGCUACGCCCCCAAGCUAGACAGCCACAUCCGUGACCGGAAACCCAUCGAGCCAGGCUCAAACUGGGAGAUUGAGCUCCGAGGAACGAGUAUUUGGUGUGUGGAGUUGAUCAAGCGGGAGAUUGAAAGACGACACCCCGAGGUCAAAAUGAGCGGCAAAAGGCCGCCUACUAAGAACCUUCCUGCACCGAGUGAAGAUAAAGUUAAUGAGAACGACGAAACGGAAGAAAAAGCCGUCGCUGAGAGUGCGCAGCGCAAGACUUAUGGCAUUAAUGCCAUCCUCAUCGAUUUCUUCUUGUAUGAUACGAUGAAGAGCCUGGAGGCGGAGAACAAUGAGACCAUCCCUCACCACCGGACGAGGAGCAUUUGGUAUUGA